AUGAAAAGUGUGCGUUUGGUAGUGGUGGUGGCGGCGAUGUUGGCAGUUUGGCUGCUGCCGGUGAAAAGUGACCGAAUUUUGGCGAUUUUUCCGUCGCCAGCGAAAAGUCACCAGAUUGUGUUCCGCGCCUUCGUUGACGGACUGUUGGCCAGGGGUCACCAGCUAACUGUGAUGAGUCCGGAUCCGUUCGAGACGGACAAUCCAAACAUUACCCAAAUUGACUGGAGUUAUGGAUACAAAGUGGUUAACGAGAUUGGGGACGUGGCAAAGGUGACCCAGGAAGGGUGGAGUGCGUUUCGAGUGAUUACCAAACUGUUGUCCGUGGCUGAACGAUUGGUUGAGGUAGAACUGGCCCAUCCGGAAGUGCAGGCCAUGAUCCAGAACCCGGUGGAGCAGUUCGAUGCUGUGGUUGUGGAGUACUUCAUGAUGCCACCGUUUCACGCGUUCGCCGAGUUGUACAACGCUCCGUUGAUCGGGAUUACGUCCAUUGAUUCCGUGGCGUACGCGCAUGAUAUCGUUGGAAACGUGGCCAACAUUAUGACCCACCCGGAGAUGAUUCACUCGUUUUCGCGGGAUCUUUGCUUUUGGCAGCGCAUUUUGGCUUUCGCCACCAGGAUCGUUUCGGAUUAUUACAUGUUCCCGAUGUCGUUCAAAAAGAUGGAUGAAAUUAUCGAGUUUAACUUUGGGACAAACAUGAGCAAAUCGAACGAGCUCAUGAACCGGCUUGACUUCCUCAUGACCAACGUUGAGCCGGCGCUGGGUUUCGUCCGACCAACGGUGCCACAAGCCAUCCAGCUGGGAUUCCUGCACGUGAAACCUCCAAAGCCCCUCCCGAUGGGUCUUCAGCGGUAUCUGGACUCGUCCGAGCACGGUGUUAUCUACUUUAGCUUUGGAACGCUGAUCCGUACCCAGUCGUUGCACACAGUGGUCGUUACGAUUUUGCUGGAAACGUUCAAAACUCUCAAGUACGACGUUCUGUGGAAGGUUGACGAAAGAAUUGACCUGAACAAUGCCACCAAUGUGAAGGUAGUACGCUGGGUGCCCCAACAGGAUGUUUUGGGUAAGUGGUGCAUGUGA
Messenger RNA from Culex quinquefasciatus (southern house mosquito), 1077 nucleotides. Its product is annotated as UDP-glucosyltransferase 2. Bases 1 to 1077 code for a protein of 358 amino acids. The transcript has a single exon. The record is from RefSeq and is a predicted model, not a curated record. NCBI's taxonomy places the organism in Eukaryota, Metazoa, Arthropoda, Insecta, Diptera, Culicidae. Gene Ontology annotation, molecular function: UDP-glycosyltransferase activity.